Molecule: messenger RNA, 495 nt
Organism: Paramuricea clavata
Lineage: Eukaryota; Metazoa; Cnidaria; Anthozoa; Malacalcyonacea; Plexauridae
Source: the annotation of a GenBank genome assembly
UCCGGAAAAUUUCCGACUCGCGUUCCUGUGGAACUUGAAGAUGUUAAAAAGCGACGAUUUGCGCUGUUGUUUAAUUUGAGCGAAGAUGCGUUUCGCUUGGCAGAACCGGUUGAGUUUGGCGAAGGGGAAAACGCGUACAAAGAUUGGAUUGUAAAGUUGAAUCGUUAUUUGAAAGGAAUCAGACUGCUACGGAAACGUUACAAUUUUCAUCGUCGGGAACAGGAGCCUGGUGAGUCUGUUGAUUCGUAUGCUGUUUCUUUGCGAGAAGCUGGAGCUAGAUGUGGUUUCCAUGGUGACGAAUAUUCUAGCAGGUUGGUUAAUCAAUUUAUUUUGGGGUUGAGAGAUAAGGCCACCCAAAACAAGUUGUUACAAGAGCCACCAAACAGUUUAGAUGAUGCCUUGUUAAUUGCUCGAAGAUUUGAGGCAGCAAAUGCCACAAUGAAAACAUUAGCCAGAGAAGCAACAGAAAAAUCAAGUAGAACAACAAUUGGCUCA